Molecule: messenger RNA, 2140 nt
Organism: Paramuricea clavata
Lineage: Eukaryota; Metazoa; Cnidaria; Anthozoa; Malacalcyonacea; Plexauridae
Source: the annotation of a GenBank genome assembly
CAGAACAUCCCAAAGCGUUCAUGGUUUCUCAUUUAAAGAAGUUAAUGGACUCAAGGGCUAUAGAAAUGAAUCAUCCAUGUUUGUUUGAUGACACAAAUAUCAGGUCUUUAUUUGGAAUUUUGGAUAUAUCAAAUCAUGGUUAUAUUAACUAUGAGCAGUAUAAACGAGGUAAUUUACCAAGCACAAUUAUCAUUUCCUUUGAAUUAUCAAAACUCAUGCUUUCUCUCAUAUGUGUUUUUGUGUCAAUUAAUUAGCAUUGAAUUUCAUAAAAUUAAUGCGACUUCAUUCCUAUGCCAAUAGUAUGCCUAUUUGUGCUGAAAUGACAAGUAUUAUUAUUAUUCAGCUAAGGCGUAAAAAAAAUACCUGUGGUUCCGGUUUCAUAUCGUGAAAAAAUUAGGGUCGGUAGGUCGAAAAUAAAUUUUUUUGGGGAAUAAUUUUUUCAUGGUUUGGCGAUUUUCUGCUGGGCUAUUUUCAGUAGAGGCUCGACAUCAAUAUUAACUAGAGAUGCGUAUUUCCUAUGGACGGAUUUAGGCAAUUUGGUUCAAUAAUUAGUGUGACAACAGACGCCAUUUUGGCACGCUGUAUGAGCAGCCCGCAACCACCUGGAGAAAAUAGGGUUGGUAGGUCAAUCGCGUUGAAAAAAUCAUAGGGUCGGCAGAAAAAAAUAGGGUCGGUCGGGAACCGGAACCACAGGUUGUUUUUUUUACGCCUAAUCUCAAAAUAAUUUCUCAAAAACCAAUCAAGUGUUUCCAUUCCCAAGAUGUCAAUUUCACUAUGCUAGGAAUGCACAUAGUCACAUUCCUGAAUGUUUUGACACAAAAGAGCCGAAUAUGAAGCAUGUGAUUGUAUGGUUUUGGUAAUAGCAGCUUGAUCAACUAUCUGUGAAAACUUAAAACCUAGCUAUUACAGUAGGUGGACACUUUCAAUCUUAAGAAUUUAUAUACAACUGCAUGUUACACUACUUUAGUUUUAUCCCAGUUAGUCUUUGUUGUAACUUCCAUGUGUACAUGCAGAUCAUUCGUGCCAAUACCAUAUGUAUAACAUUAAUUUGUUCGUUUUUACAAAAUGUACUGGAUCAUUUUCUCUUCAGCUCUUGAAAACUUGGGCAUCAAAGAUAUCAAUCGUAAUCCGCCUGGUGCUGAUUUGGAUGAAAUUACAUUAGAGGUCUUUCUCAAGGAAGCGUGAGUAUAUAUCACCAGUUUUAGCGAGCUCUAUAUAUAUCUGGAGCGCCUUCCUUGGUGCAAUCGUGAGAUAACUCCAUUUUCUUGAUAUUCAAUGCAUUAAUGAAUUUACGUCACGCUUUGCAUAAUGACACCUACCAUGGUACUUAAAAUAUUAUAUAUGACUUUUGGGUAAACGUUUUUACUAGAAUUGUGCUUUCCUCUAUAAGAAUAUGUCUACUCUAAAAACGAUGCAGAGCGUCUAUCAUAUUUUUGCAAUAUACUUUAAGUUUAUCUUUCAAAUGCAAUUUUACGUUUACUAAUUCUAUUUUUUUUCCUUUCGUAUUGCCUUUAAACUACUUUUAGGAGAGUUGGUUUGUCCACAUCGUCGGCUACUUUCCUUGCCACCUAAUGCAAAUAUUAAAGUAUCGUUCUUUUAAUCUAGUAUUAAUAUAUUAAUAGGUUUAGCCAUUCUGAUUGGCAAUAACUGCAAAAAAUGGUUAGGAAGAUCAUGCAGGUGAACUUUUGUGUUAUUAACCUCAGCCCUCGUCUUCAGUUGAUAACACAAACUUCAUCCUUGAUAAAUAAAGUCCCGUACAGACGAGCAAGUUUUCCAUGGCAACUUUCCUUGACAAGUUCCUUGUUAAAAAGCUGGCAUGACUAUAGCUUUUGAAGAAGGCUGAUGUCAAGGAAAACAUUCAAUUUUUGCCGUACACACGACCAAGUAAAACUUGGAGAGCGAAACUUUCUCGUCUAGGUUCCGUUCCUAUGUAGGACUAGCCUCCUCUGCAGGCAACUCGGUGGAAAAUUAAAUACGCGAAAUUUAAUACGCAAUAUUUAGCAGAGGUGGUAAGAAGGGCAUGACAGUAAUAAAAACUUGUUAAAUUAAAUAGUUUCUCUAUAGUAUUGUGUAAUUCUGCACUGCCUGCGGAGUUGGCUAAUGUAGAACCAUAGACCAAUUGCGAAACUUAGUGACCGCG